Molecule: messenger RNA, 1224 nt
Organism: Laccaria bicolor S238N-H82
Lineage: Eukaryota; Fungi; Basidiomycota; Agaricomycetes; Agaricales; Hydnangiaceae
Exons: 6
Source: RefSeq, a predicted model, not a curated record
AUUCCUCAAACGAUCGACGAAUGGCGCAAAAUAUACGACGAUGAAGACGAAGGCCUCACUGCUUAUUCGGAUGUUUGGUUUCAGUUUAAAGAGCUCUUCGAACAAGCAGGCUUCCGACUCUGGCGAAAACGCUCGUGUUUGAUUCUCGCCCCACCACUUGAAGACGAGGUGACUCCUGGUCCAAGUGGUUAUGCUUAUUGGUCCUUUUUGAAUCCAUCUCUGGCCGCCACGCAAUGGGAAAUAUUCAACGUGAUGAACGGCCGUUUAUUUGCCCUACGUCACAUAGAUGGGCGGGAUUUUGUAGUUCGUGUCAUCACGGCUCGGGGGGAGGGCCAUGAUCACCUUCGCAUUAUUCGAAAGCUGUCGACCAAAUCAAAUCUGGUGCUCAGCAACAACCAUAUCCUCCCAAUGGAAUAUGAAAUACUUUAUGAAGAUGUACUUCUGGGAAUAUACCCAAUGCUUGGAUGGAAUAGGAGAUUAGCGAUGACGAGUCUUUUCGCCAACUCUGUGGAGGACAUUAUGUACCUGAUUUUACAGGCUCUCGAGGACGUAUUUCUCAACAACUUUUUGGUAGAGUGGGUUCCACACACGCUCAUUGCCGGGUCGACUAGGCGACCGACAACGCGACCUCGAGUCUACCCCACCGAUUCCGAAUUCGCAGUUGACUUUCCGGCGGAUUCUUUGCCUGAGGAUCGUCUAUUAACAGAUUUCCCAGUGUCAUUUGAUAACUACUUGAAAAAGAACUAUCCUACUGUCCUUUUCGUUUGGACAUUUGGCAAUUGGGAAAGGGACUUGCCUUUUUUAAGGUACCCCCCGACUUUUAUUCAGUGUGGAUCGGAUACUGAAGGUCGUCCCAAAUUUGCUCAACAGUCAUCAAUUCUAGAAAUUGACGACAUUCUGCAAUCGUUACGGAAUGCCGAUCCCGCAAAGCGGCCAACAGCUAUUGAAGCGCUGGAUAAGUUGGAUCAUGUGAUGAAGGGUCUCCCUCCAUCGUCCUUGCAUCAUCCGACGGCGAUUGUUAUCGCGGAGUCCCUGUGGUUUGUAGAAACGACGUACCAUAGAUACAUGGUCAUUCGGACGCAUGCAGAGCGACAAGCGGGCUUCCUUCCUACAUCCCGCAGACGUAGCAAAGAAGUUAAACUCGGUCCCCUUCGUUUGUCGGAGAUCUCGCCAAUGUUGAAUCAUGUCAAGUGGAGGAGGGUCAAUUUUCUGGAUGAGAGUUAG